AUGAAUAAAGUUAUCGCAAAGCGUGGUCGUGUUAAAGGCUGUAUUACUCUUACAGCAACAUAUGCUAGUGCGAUUCCAAUUUCGACGACUUCAGAGACAUUAGAAUUUCGUCUUGAAAAACUUAAUGAAGCGUGGCAAGAGUUCAUAACAUUACAAAAUGAACUUUUAGACUUUAUCGGUACCAAAGAUUACGUUGAUCGUGAAUCGGAAUUUGCCGAAUAUGAGGCAAAAUAUUUUGAAACUCACGCUUUGCUGACAGAUGCGAUUCGCGUUAAAUCUAAAGCUCACGGGUCUAGUGAAAAGGGUAUCGCUCAAGGUUACCAUACGCCGUCGGAAGAUUCUGAUAUGAGCAUGCCGUACAAGUCCGUUAAAUUACCAACCAUUACAAUUGAACCCUUUUCGGGUGAAUAUAAAGAUUGGCCAACUUUUCGGGACAUGUUCCAGGGAACUGUCGAUUCGAAUAGAACAAUUACCAAUACGCAAAAGUUACACUUUCUAAAAUCGUUUCUGCGGGGAGAAGCCGCGAAUCUUCUCAAACAUAUUCAGUGUUCGGAAAAUAAUUAUAUUGAGGCUUGGACAAGAUUAGAGCAACGUUACGAUCAAAAGCAUCUUAUCGUCCGUUCUUUUAUUCAUUCGUUUCUUUCGCUUCCAUCAUGCAAUAUAGCCAACGUCCAAUCGCUUCGUAAGAUUACCAACGGUGCUGAUGAAGCUGUGCGGGGACUCAACGCGUUGGACACGAACACACGUGAUCCAUGGCUUAUUUAUCUACUUCUCCAAAAGGUAGAUCAAGAUACUAAGAGGGCUUGGGCUGAGGAAGUUGGUUCACGAGGUUCUAAUGCAGUUUCUGAUUCAAAUCAUCAGUCGAUAAAUUCUAAUUCUGAAAAUCCAACUCCACAUUCUUCAAAUUCACUCAUUGCAAAUCAUUCAAUCUCAUUCAAACCUAAUCACCAAGUUUCAACAAUUUUACCAACAGCUGUAGCCCGAAUUCGGGAUAAUCAAGGACUUUAUCAAAUCGUGCGCGUUCUUCUCGACUCUGGUUCUCAGGUGUCAUUUAUAACUGAGCAAGCAGCUCAACGCCUAGGGCUCCCUCGAAACCGUUUAAGAAUACCAGUAGUAGGAAUUGCGUCAAAAUCUGCUGGAGUAACUAAUGGUUUAGUCAAUCUUAACAUCGUCUCUUGCUACAGUUCCGAAAUGAUUGAUCUCAGUUGCUACGUUUUGCCUACCAUCACUUCAUCGCUUCCACCACUAUCAAUCGAUCAAAUUCCUCAAAAUCUUUCUUCUCUGAAUCUUGCUGAUCCUAACUACUGCGAUCCUGGUCCAAUCGACAUUUUGAUAGGGGCUGAUAGAGUUUUCAAUAUCAUAAAGGGAGCUGCUGAAAUCGAAAAAGGAGGAACUCUUACUUCGAUUCCAACUAUUUUUGGCUGGGUCAUAGCUGGUCAUCAUUCACAGCACUCACCAGUAAGAUCAGGAAUUCAAACAUUUUGUACUCGGUUAGAUCAUGCUCAGGAGUUUGACUUAGAAAAAUUCUGGAGGCUUGAGGAAGUUUCCAACGAACAACCACUGUCUCUUGAAGAACAGUUAGCUGAGGAAAACUUCGUCAAAUCUCAUACUCGUCUUCAAGAUGGCAGAUACGAAGUACAACUACCUUUCAAGUCAACAAAACUCAAUUUCGGAGAUUCCUUCGGUACGGCUCUAGCGCGUUUUCAUUCCAUUGAACGGAAGUUCAAUUGCAAUCCAAAUCUGAAAUCUGAAUACACAAAAUUCAUAAAUGAAUAUAUUUCACUUGGACAUAUGGAAGAAGUACCUUCCAAUGAAAUUCUAAAGUCAAACAAUUCAAGCUACUAUUUGCCUCAUCAUGCAAUCUUCAAAGGUGAUAGUAGUACCACCAAAAUCCGAGUUGUUUUCGACGCAUCUGCGAAAACUCGAUCGUCUCAAUCUCUAAAUGAAACCCUUCUUGUGGGUCCUACCAUCCAACGUGACAUAUUUUCAAUCUGUCUUAGAUCUCGUCGACAUGCCUAUCUCAUAACAGGAGAUAUUGAAAAAAUGUACAGGCAGAUCCGGGUUUCUCGAAACCACACAGACUUUCAGCGAAUUGUCUGGCGCGAAAACCCUGAAGAACCAUUGAAACAUUUUCGUUUGCUCACUGUCACGUACGGAACUUCGGCUGCUCCAUUUUUGGCUGUAAGAGUUUUGCAACAGUUAGCUGCAGAGUCUUCAAAAACUCAUCCUCGAGCAUCCAAAACUCUUCUCAAUGAUUUUUACGUUGAUGACGUCAUCACCGGUUCAGACACCAUUGAUGAUCUUAUUUCUCUUCGAAUUGAAUUGGUGGAGUUGUUGAAAUCAGCUGGAUUCAACCUUCACAAGUGGACUACGAAUUGCUGGCCACUACUUAUCUCUUUACCAGAGGACCAGCGCGAACUUUCACCGGUGGACUUCGAAGAAUCUAAUUCUGUCAAAGUUCUGGGAUUGCAAUGGUGCCCAUCCAGAGAUAUCUUUUCAUAUAAGGUCAAAUUGAAUCUAGUAAAUUCAUGUACUAAACGCCACAUCUUGUCAGAUGCUUCCAAAAUCUUCGAUCCUUUGGGAUUUCUCGCGCCGAUCGUAAUAGGAGUAAAAAUAUUGCUUCAGGAACUCUGGAGGAAGCAGAUCAACUGGGAUGAAGAAGUUCCAGACUCUUUAUCACAGCAAUGGAACAACAUCAGGAACGAGCUACAUAUCGUGGAAAACUUCGCAAUUCCAAGGAUCAUGCUACAAAAUAAAAAUGAAUGGGAACUGCACGGCUUUUGCGAUGCAUCCCUGGAUGCAUACGCAGCAGUCGUCUAUUGUCGAAACAUAAAACCAAAUAAUUCUAUAUCUGUUACGCUCGUUGCAGCAAAAUCUAAGGUUGCCCCUUUAAAAGUUUUACCUCUUCCAAGGCUUGAGUUGUGUGGAGCCUUAUUACUCGUUCGAUUGCUUAACAAAAUUAAGAUUUCAUUACAGGAACCAGAAGUCAAAACGUUUGCCUGGACUGAUUCAUCCAUUGUCUUGCAUUGGUUGGCCGCUCCCCCAAAGAAUUGGUCGGUAUUCAUUGGAAACCGUACAUCUGAAAUCCUCACAUCGUUGCCGAUAAAAUCGUGGAAUCAUGUACGUUCGGCUUCUAAUCCUGCAGAUGCCGCUACAAGAGGAUUGUUACCAUCAACUUUGGAAAAAACUACCCUUUGGUGGGAGGGACCCCAAUGGCUUAGUAAAACUCGAGAUCAAUGGCCAUCAUCAAGUUACAAUACGGCAGAUAUCGACACUCAGCACUUGGAAGAAAGAAAGGUUAAACCAAUCGCACAGGUAUUACAUUCAAAUAUAAACUCGAAUCACCCAUUUGAAACUAUAAUCAAUAACUCUUCAAGCUGGUUUAAAGUAGUACGUGUAGCAUCAUACGUGUUUCGUUUCAUCGAAAAUUAUUUCCUACCUAAGGAAAAGCAGAAUUUAAAUCCACUUUUCACGGAAGAGCUUUUAAACUUAAGUCCAUUUAUCGAUUCUUCAGGUGUUCUUCGUGUCGGCGGUCGGCUAGAACACUCAAAUCUUACCUAUUCAGAAAAGCACCCCAUAAUUUUGUGCAAAUCUCAUCGAGUCGCAAAGCUAAUCGUGGAAUUUACACAUAAAAAUCACUUACAUGCCGGUGCCUCGCUUUUAUUCGCCUUAAUCAAACAAGACUUUUAUAUUCUGGGUUGCAGAAAUCUCGCUCGAAAGGUUGUUCGGGACUGUACUCAAUGUAUUCGUCAGCGUAAAGCAACAUCAAAACAGCUGAUGGGAAAUCUUCCAUCCGAACGCAUUCGGUACGCUCGACCAUUCAGUAGAGUAGGCUGCGAUUAUGCAGGUCCAAUAUCACUACGUUUAAAUCGGGGUAGGAACCCAAAAUUCGUAAAGGCUUACAUAGCGCUAUUCGUAUGUUUCGUGACAAAGGCAAUCCACAUCGAACUCGUCGGUGACCUGUCAUCAAUUGCCUUUUUGUCAGCUCUCGACCGCUUUGUGGCCCGCCGCGGUAAACCCUGUGAGAUUUGGAGCGACAACGGAACCAACUUUGUUGGUGCUAAACGUCUACUCAACGAGCUCUACAAUCAUCUCUGCAGUCAACAACACAACAACAUCGUCAUCGACCACCUGUCUAAAGACAACAUCAGUUGGAAGUUUAUCCCACCGUCCUCUCCACAUUUCGGAGGUCUCUGGGAAUCAGGUGUUCGAUCCAUCAAGCUGCACCUGAAACGUGUCAUAGGCGAUACAAUACUCACCUAUGAAGAAAUGUACACCUUAUUAACAAAAAUCGAAGCUUUGCUUAAUUCACGCCCAAUGUGGCAAACUUCUGACUGUGACCCUAUUGCCCUAACACCUUCUCAUUUUUUAAUAGGGGAAGCAUACACAGCUGUUCCUCAACCCGAUGUUUCUAACUCUGUCAUUUCAAUUAAAACUAAUUGGUCUCUUUUGCAGGCAAUGCUUCAAGGCUUUUGGAAACGUUGGCAUGCUGAAUUUCUUACUUCAUUGCAGCAACGCUCAAAAUGGCAGAAAUCGCAACCAAACCUCGAAGUUGAUGAUGUCGUUCUCCUCAAGGAACCCAAUUUGCCUCCAUCUAAGUGGAUCGUUGGACGAAUUAUCAAAACCCACCCCGGAGCAGAUGAAAAAUGCCGAGUAGUAACUAUUCGCACCAAAUUUGGAGACUACGUUCGACCAACAAUCAAAAUUGCUCGAUUACCUUGUUCUGAAAGGCCAUAG
Messenger RNA from Eupeodes corollae, 4737 nucleotides. RefSeq lists its product as uncharacterized. The coding region runs from base 1 to 4737 and encodes 1578 amino acids. Gene Ontology annotation, biological process: DNA integration. The transcript has 3 exons. NCBI's taxonomy places the organism in Eukaryota, Metazoa, Arthropoda, Insecta, Diptera, Syrphidae. Gene Ontology annotation, molecular function: nucleic acid binding. The record is from RefSeq and is a predicted model, not a curated record.